Messenger RNA from Molossus molossus (Pallas's mastiff bat), 1834 nucleotides. It is a transcript of the gene CPNE5, whose product is annotated as copine 5. Bases 68 to 1834 code for a protein of 588 amino acids. Gene Ontology annotation, molecular function: calcium-dependent phospholipid binding. NCBI's taxonomy places the organism in Eukaryota, Metazoa, Chordata, Mammalia, Chiroptera, Molossidae. The transcript has 21 exons. Gene Ontology annotation, biological process: cellular response to calcium ion. Gene Ontology annotation, cellular component: plasma membrane. The record is from RefSeq and is a predicted model, not a curated record.
AGUUGCUCCCACGAAGGCGUGAAUAGCGCAGGGGUUGACUAAUUUGGGGUGGGGGGCGCGGUGGGCGAUGGAGCAGCCCGAGGACAUGACGUCGCUGAGCGAGUUCGACUCCUUGGCGGGCAGCAUCCCAGCCACCAAGGUGGAGAUCACCGUGUCCUGCAGGAACCUUUUGGACAAAGACAUGUUUUCCAAGUCCGACCCACUGUGCGUCAUGUAUACUCAAGGAAUGGAGAACAAGCAGUGGAGGGAGUUCGGGCGGACCGAAGUCAUCGACAACACACUCAACCCCGACUUCGUGCGCAAGUUCAUCGUGGAUUACUUCUUCGAGGAGAAGCAGAACCUCCGUUUUGACCUGUACGACGUCGACUCAAAGAGCCCUGACCUAUCCAAACACGAUUUCCUGGGCCAGGCCUUCUGCACCCUUGGAGAGAUUGUGGGGUCCCCCGGGAGCCGCCUGGAGAAGCCCCUCACGAUCGGAGCAUUCAGCCUGAACUCCAGGACGGGCAAACCCAUGCCGGCUGUGUCCAACGGUGGUGUCCCAGGGAAGAAAUGUGGCACCAUCAUCCUGUCCGCUGAGGAGCUCAGCAACUGCAGGGAUGUGGCCACAAUGCAGUUCUGUGCCAACAAGCUGGACAAGAAAGAUUUCUUCGGGAAGUCCGACCCGUUCUUGGUGUUCUACAGAAGCAACGAGGAUGGAACGUUCACCAUCUGCCACAAGACUGAGGUCAUGAAGAACACCCUAAAUCCAGUGUGGCAAACUUUCUCCAUUCCUGUGAGAGCCCUCUGCAACGGGGACUAUGAUCGGACCAUCAAGGUGGAGGUGUACGACUGGGAUCGAGAUGGCAGCCACGACUUCAUUGGGGAGUUCACCACCAGCUACCGGGAGCUGGCCCGCGGACAGAGCCAAUUCAACAUCUACGAGGUGGUAAACCCGAAAAAGAAAAUGAAGAAAAAGAAAUAUGUGAAUUCUGGCACGGUCACGCUGCUCUCCUUUGCCGUGGAGUCGGAGUGCACAUUUCUCGACUACAUCAAAGGAGGGACCCAGAUCAACUUCACAGUGGCCAUCGACUUCACGGCCUCCAAUGGGAACCCCUCGCAGUCCACGUCCCUGCACUACAUGAGCCCCUACCAGCUGAACGCCUACGCCCUGGCGCUGACCGCCGUCGGGGAGAUCAUCCAGCACUACGACAGUGACAAGAUGUUCCCCGCCCUGGGCUUCGGGGCCAAGCUGCCCCCGGACGGCAGGGUGUCCCACGAGUUCCCGCUGAACGGCAACCAGGAGAACCCCUCGUGCUGCGGCAUCGACGGCAUCCUGGAGGCCUACCACCGCAGCCUGCGCACCGUGCAGCUCUACGGCCCCACCAACUUCGCGCCGGUGGUCACCCACGUGGCCAGGAAUGCGGCCGAGGUGCAGGAUGGCUCCCAGUACUCCGUGCUGCUCAUCAUCACCGACGGGGUCAUCUCGGACAUGGCGCAGACCAAGGAGGCCAUCGUCAACGCUGCCAAACUGCCCAUGUCCAUCAUCAUCAUCGGCGUGGGCCAGGCGGAGUUCGAUGCCAUGGUGGAGCUGGACGGUGAUGACAUACGGAUCUCCUCCCGGGGGAAGCUGGCUGAGCGGGACAUUGUCCAGUUCGUGCCCUUCAGGGACUACGUGGACCGCACGGGCAACCACGUGCUGAGCAUGGCGCGCCUGGCCCGAGACGUGCUGGCCGAAAUCCCGGACCAGCUGGUGUCCUACAUGAAGGCAAAGGGCAUCCGCCCGAGCCCCCCACCUGAGGCCCCGGCGGGCUCCCCCUCGCAGUCUCCAGCCCGCACACCCCCUGCCUCCCCCUGA